CGGGAGGGAGUGCAGCAUGACCGCCAUCGGCGUGCAGUCCCACAGGCCACUGGGCCAGAGGAGGCCCCACUGGUCCUUCUUUGAGUCCUUCAUCCGGACCCUCAUCAUUGUGUGCACUGCCCUGGCGGUGGUCCUCUCUUCCAUCUCCAUCUGCGAUGGCCACUGGCUCCUGGAUGAGGACCGUCUCUUUGGGUUAUGGCACUUCUGCACCAUCACCAACCAGAGCAGGCCACAUUGCCUCCGAGACCUGAGCCAGGCCCAAGUGCCUGGGCUGGCUGUGGGUGUGGGCCUGGCCCGCAGUGUGGGUGCCAUGGCUGUGGUGGCUGCCAUCUUUGGCUUGGAGCUUCUCAUGGUGUCCCAGGUGUGUGAGAACAUCUACUCUCGGCGCAAGUGGGCCAUCGGUUCCUGCCUGCUGCUGGUCUCCUUCAUCCUCUCCUCUGCAGGACUCUUGGGUUUUGUGAUCCUUCUCAGGAAUCAGGUCACGCUCAUUGGCUUCACGUUGAUGUUUUGGUGUGAGUUUACUGCCUCUUUCCUCUUCUUCCUGAAUGCUGUCAGUGGCCUUCACAUCAACAGCAUUACCCAGCCCGGGUACCAACUAAAGAAACUCUAGGGCCCUCUCUGGAGAACUCUGUUUCGACAAGAAAGCGUGAGCCCCAUGAAAAUUUUCCAACAAGUGACCUCUGGUGGGGAUGGGGUGGUACCGUGACUUGCUGCUGCCUUUUAGCCACGAAGCUUGGGGUUGUUUGCUAGAAAUGGCCCAGGGCCCUCUGCAGCUGGUUGGCAGGGCCAGAGGCCAGGAGUGUACCUCAGUGCCACCAGCUGCACAGGUUUGGCCAAGCUAUCAGGGUGUUGACUUCAAAAGAAAAAAGUAUUAAAACUUGAGUUUCUUCCCUGGA
Fukomys damarensis (Damara mole-rat) is the source of this 896-nucleotide messenger RNA. It is a transcript of the gene Tmem37, whose product is annotated as transmembrane protein 37. Gene Ontology annotation, cellular component: membrane. The record is from RefSeq and is a predicted model, not a curated record. The coding region runs from base 17 to 610 and encodes 197 amino acids. Gene Ontology annotation, molecular function: calcium channel activity; voltage-gated monoatomic ion channel activity. NCBI's taxonomy places the organism in Eukaryota, Metazoa, Chordata, Mammalia, Rodentia, Bathyergidae. The transcript is spliced from 2 exons.